AUGGACUCUCAAGAAUAAGAAAUUUAAAAAACUGCUACUAAUGGUAAUGCAGUUGAAGAAAAAACAAACGGUCAAGCUGAAGAAAUUAAAUAAAUCAAAGAAACUGUAGAAGCUUAAUAAAUUAAACCAUAUCCUAUUGCUGAGCCCAGAUUAACUGUCAAGAUUUUAGAUUUAAUUUAGUAAGCUAUGCAUUAUAAGUAAUUAAAGAAGGGAGUUAAUGAAGUUUUAAAGUGCUUAAAUAAGGGUGUUAGUGAAUUAGUUAUUUUAGCUGCUGACUGCGACCCUCUUGAAAUAGUUAUGAAUUUACCAGGUGAAUGUGAAGAAAAAAAUGUCCCAUAUUGUUUUGUGAGUUCAAAAUCUGCUCUAGGAAGAGCUUGCGGUAUUAAAAGACCUAUCGUAUCAGCAACCAUCAUUCUUCAUGAAGGUUCUUAAUUAAAUACAUAAAUUUUAGAAAUGAAAGACACUUUUGAACAGCUUUUCAUUUGA
Messenger RNA from Tetrahymena thermophila SB210, 486 nucleotides. RefSeq names its product ribosomal protein L7Ae containing protein. The transcript has a single exon. Lineage: Eukaryota; Ciliophora; Oligohymenophorea; Hymenostomatida; Tetrahymenidae. The record is from RefSeq and is a predicted model, not a curated record. Gene Ontology annotation, biological process: mRNA splicing, via spliceosome; maturation of SSU-rRNA; ribosome biogenesis. Gene Ontology annotation, cellular component: box C/D methylation guide snoRNP complex; precatalytic spliceosome; small-subunit processome. Gene Ontology annotation, molecular function: RNA binding.